Messenger RNA from Meyerozyma guilliermondii ATCC 6260, 741 nucleotides. Its product is annotated as putative serine hydrolase. The record is from RefSeq and is a predicted model, not a curated record. Gene Ontology annotation, cellular component: cytoplasm; nucleus. NCBI's taxonomy places the organism in Eukaryota, Fungi, Ascomycota, Pichiomycetes, Serinales, Debaryomycetaceae. The transcript has a single exon. Bases 1 to 741 code for a protein of 246 amino acids.
AUGCGGUUCUUGUGUCUUCCUGGAUACCUCCAGAGCGGCAAAAUCCUAGCAGAAAAGUCGUCUGGCAUCAGGAAAGCAUUCACGAAAAAGUUGGGUUAUGAACUCGACUAUAUAGAUCCUCCCAUCGUAAUCGGUUCACCUUCAGAUUUGCCUUUUUCGUUAGGCGACGGUGCUGAGGCCGAGGAAAGAUGGCAGGGGCUUGUGGACAAGAAUGCCAAUCGCUGCUGGUGGCAGCAUGAUCUGUCUGGGCUGAAUCUGCGUCCAUACGUUGGGUUUGACGAAGCGCUUCGUUACGUCACUGAUUAUAUUCGGGACCAUGGGCCCUAUGAUGGCAUUUUUGGGUUUUCUCAGGGCGCCGCCAUGGCUGCUAUCAUUGCUAAUCGAGAAAAUCUGGUGAAAUUGGCGUUGUUGGUGCUGCCAUUCGUUUUUACCCAAGCUCGCAACGAAGACGAAGACAGAGUUACUCUCGAUUUUGACGUCUCCGAUGUUCAAGAAUACGCCAAAAGUGUCCGUAUUGUGCCCGGCUACGAGCAAUUGUACGAAAUAACCAAUGAAAGUUUGCAAAGUGUUGUCGUUUACGGCAGUGAAGACCUGGUGGUUCCUGCUAUAAGAUCAAAAUACCUUGCGAGUAUAUUUCAAAAUUCCACAGAAAUUGUACACGACGGAGGACACCUCGUUCCGAACAAGAAACCCAUAGUCAACCAGCUCGUUGAGUUCGUCAGCGGCCGCAACCACUUGUAA